AAACGAUGGUAACAGCUAUAAACCUCUGGUGACUUUGAUACAAGCAUUUACAUCUGAAAGGGGAGUUCCACCAAAGUUUCUACAUAAAAAAGAGAGCAGAGGUUGCAAUGUCUAUAACACAGAUAAAUCCAUUUUAUUCAUUAUCUAAAAUGACCAGCGAACCUACAGGUGUCUUCUGAAUGUUUAUAUAAUGCUGAUAAAACAGCCUGAAUGUACAUCUCUGAAUGAAUACGUUUAAAAAUGUUCACGACCAAAAGCUUAUCUCAAAACUAUUGAAACUAACAAGCAUCAAGAAAUGUAUUUUUGUGUAAUAACUUUUAGAGGCAUUACAUUUUUCAGACCUCUGGUUCCUAUCACCACUGCCAUGAACAAUUUUGACAUCAAACCACUCUGGAAUGACUUUCUUUACAUUGUAAUGAUGUAACCAUCCAGAAAUGUUGAAAAUUGGGUGCUAUUUCCCUUUACCAUACUGUUUCCUGAUAUAACAAUAUAGCUCCUCCAUUGAUGUUUUCAUCUCUUCUCAGUAAUUAUGGACAAUGCAGAUAAUAAACAUGCAAAAUGAAAGGAAACAAAAAGUGGAGAAUCUGUAGCAUUUUGCUUUUAUAAACUUCUGAUAGUGUAGAUGACUUUUUAACAAUGUUUUAUUCAAUCUGCAGGCCUACGGUGAUCAUGCAGACUGGACUGGCCGUUUUACUGAUUGUAUUCCUGUUGAUCUACCUCGCUUCCCGCUACAAUCCGCCGAAGGAUCCUUUGUUCUACGUGUUUGCGGAGUUCUGCUUCACCUGUGUCAUCGACAUCGUAAGCGCUUUGGAAUAUGACGGCUUUAUCUCUGGAUACAUGGACUUCUACCAAAAGCUGGGGGAGCCGUACCUUGGGUCAGCAUAUGCUAUCAUGAUGUGCUACUGGGAUGGAAUAGUGCACUUCAUCAUCUACCUAGUGUUGAUACGCCGCAUGUCCAGCAGGAAGCCUUACCGCAGUUUGGGCCUAUUUUGGGCUGGAUCGCUGUUGGCCAACAUGACUGUAUUUUUGAUGGGGAUAGUAGUUGGUAAAUAUGGCUCAGAGAUCUAUCCUGCCUUCUGGAUCAACAUGCCUUUCUUAUUGCUGCCUAUAUGGGGAGCCAUAUGCCUGUUCCAGAGACAGAGGGACAUGCCUGCUGUGGCUGUAUCUAAGGCGGUACGUGAACAGAAGAAAGCUCUGAUCUGGCGCCCUCUGGACCUCUUGCUUGUCAUCUAUCUUCUGGGUGCCAUGGGCUUCACGCUUUUCAGGGGACUGGCAGUCCUGGAUUGCCCAGUGGAAGCCUUUACAACAUACACAAAUCAGUAUGAGCCAUAUUUGAAGGAUCCCGCGGGCUUCCCCAAGGUUAUGAUGCUGCUGCUUCUCUUCCAUGCCCUGCCCCUGUUCGGCUUGUUUGUGUACGGACUGAUAACACCCGGCUGCACCUGGAUGCUGGACUGGACCGUCUACGUUGCUGGUGCUAUCUUACAGACCCAGUGGUGUCAUAUUGGAGCCACUCUGCACCCACGCACAGCUGAAGCAUACCGAGCUCCUGAGUCGACCCUCCUACCCGUGCUCCUCCUUAACCUGCUGUAUGCUGUGGGGCCGCUGCUGCUGGCCCUGCGCUGCACAGGGGAUCCUGCCUACUUUCUGUCAACUGCACCUGUGGGUCAGGCCAACAAUGAGAAGAAGUGGAGUUAAACUGACCGUAUCUCAAACAAGACACGACAAAGAUGAAUAUUACCCACAGUUCAAAAGAAAAUGUGCAUGGAAGAGCAAGAAAAAAGAAAUCAGAGUUAGGUUUUGCAUAUAUUAAAACAUUAUUUCUCUGAUCUUCUGAAUUGAAUAAUACAAUAUAAUGUAUUUUUAAUCGUACCACUAUCCAGAUUAGGUCAUCUCAGUGAAAAAAACUGAGCUUUGCAUUUUUAAGCAGUGUCAUACUUUUAAGUAUGCAGUUGCAUAAACCACACAGUCGGAUGUUGUUAACUCAUUUCAGAACAAGACAUUCUCCUCAGGUGUUCUAAUAGCACAGGUUCAGUGCAGAGUAGUACUCUCAAAUGCUCUGCUCUAAAAGCCAUUCAGACGGUUGAGUGUACAAGACUCGCCAUUUCUUCAAAGAAUAACUAAGAAUUUCAUGAAACGGAGAUUGUUAAACCACUUUUGUCCAGACAGGACCAUUAACUGAGCUCUGUUUAUUUAACCUGUGGCCUCUGAAACCAAUUUAUGAGGCAAUUUGUGUCGACUCAUCUCUGCUUGUUUCAGGGUUGUAGCCCAUUUCUGUCUACCACUGGUGGUUUUACAGAUGACCUAGUGAGCUGAAAUGAAAUAAAAGAAGCAAUUCUUAACUUUUACUUGCCUUGUUGUUUUUUUAACAAUAAUAACCAUAAUUAUCAGCAAAGCUCUCUUGAUGUCACCGUCACUGUACGCUUCACUUGGAGUUCUUAAAUUAGUUCAGUAAUUCUGUCCUACUCAGCAGGUUUUCGUGCUGAUGUGGGUAAAUGCAUUAUUUGCUUGCGCAUGCAAACAGUGGGACCCUCUGAAUUAGUUCUGCCUUUCCAAGGCACUUCCAGGCAUUGACGUGUGCCAGUAAGGAUUCUACACAAGCCUUCAGCUGCUGAG
Messenger RNA from Colossoma macropomum (tambaqui), 2613 nucleotides. RefSeq names its product transmembrane 6 superfamily member 2 (gene tm6sf2b). The transcript is spliced from 9 exons. Gene Ontology annotation, biological process: lipid homeostasis; regulation of lipid metabolic process. Gene Ontology annotation, cellular component: endoplasmic reticulum membrane; endoplasmic reticulum-Golgi intermediate compartment membrane. The coding region runs from base 637 to 1695 and encodes 352 amino acids. The record is from RefSeq and is a predicted model, not a curated record. NCBI's taxonomy places the organism in Eukaryota, Metazoa, Chordata, Actinopteri, Characiformes, Serrasalmidae.